Molecule: messenger RNA, 495 nt
Organism: Angiostrongylus costaricensis
Lineage: Eukaryota; Metazoa; Nematoda; Chromadorea; Rhabditida; Metastrongylidae
Source: the annotation of a GenBank genome assembly
AUGGCCGAAACAAAGGAUAUAGCUCCCGGUACCUAUAUGCUCGAAUUAGGGAAGACGUUUGUAGGACAGCGUCGUUCAGAUGACCCUUCCUACCAUACACUUCGGUAUGAUUUCAAGCCUAUGUCAGUUGCGUCAUCAGAUUCCGAUACCUAUAUCGCUUUUGGGACAAAUGGAGAUGUGCACGUUGCAGUGCCAACAGAUGGAGAUAACAUGAGCGUAUUUAAAGGGUCAAAGAAAGAAGCUAAAACUAAGGAGUGUUUGUUGUUUUUUGAUAAGAAAACGGGAAAAGUGCGGCUUGAGAAAAUCGCUUCGAAUAUCAGUGUGAAGAAAACUAGGUUAGUAGAAUCGAUAUUAUCUUCACGUAGAACAUGUUUCAGUAGUUCUUCGUUCCCCGGUGCAGACAGUAGUAGCUCUUCCGAUUCUUCAACCGAUGAUAGUGAUAGUGACAGUGAUAGUGGAUCCGAUGAUGAGGUUAUUUCGAAAAUAACACAGUGA